Molecule: messenger RNA, 2646 nt
Organism: Eimeria tenella
Lineage: Eukaryota; Apicomplexa; Conoidasida; Eucoccidiorida; Eimeriidae
Product: Rad50, related
Exons: 13
Coding region: 1-2646 (881 amino acids)
Biological process (GO): telomere maintenance via telomerase; chromosome organization involved in meiotic cell cycle; telomere maintenance via recombination
Cellular component (GO): Mre11 complex; condensed nuclear chromosome
Molecular function (GO): double-stranded telomeric DNA binding; single-stranded telomeric DNA binding; G-quadruplex DNA binding
Source: RefSeq, a predicted model, not a curated record
AUGCAGUUUGACCCCCAGCAGCAGCAGCAGCAGCAGCAGCAAAAUGCUGCGAGGCAGCUGGCCACACCGGAGGCAGCCGUGGCGCUGUGCCGAUCAGAAGCCGUCAGGCUGCGGCGGCAGCAGCAAGCAGCAGCGUGUGAGCAGCAGAAGCAACAGCAGCAGCAGCAGCUGCUGCUGCAGCAGCUGCAGCAGAAAGAGCAAGAGCAGCAGGCCGCAGUUAGCGCCUCAACCAACCUGCUGAACUGCAGCAAGCAGCAGCUGCAGCAGCUGCAGCAGAAGCUGCAGCAAAAGCCUUCGCAGCAGCAAUGCCAGCAGCAAGUUGCUGCUAGCGAGCAGCAGCUGCAGCAGCUGCAGCAAGAAGCAGCAGCACACGGCGAGGCGGAGCUCAAGAGUCUUGAAUCUCGAAGCGCGGCCUGUGGACAAACGCUGCAGCAGCUGCAGCAGCAGCGGCAGCAGCUGCAGCAAAUGCAGCAGGCCCUGCAGCAGCACGAAGCGCUGGGGGUGUCUCUACAGGUGGCGCAGCAGCGGCAGCAGGAGAAGCAGCAGCUGCUGCAGCAGAAGCAGCAGCAGCUGCAGCAAAGCCUUGCUGCUCUUCAAAAAGCCUCCUUGGGCGCUUUUUCUAACGACCCGCAGCAGGCUGGAGCGCAGCUAGCCGCAGCUGCUGCUGCUGCUGCUGACCCCACUAUUGCUGCGUCUGCUGCUGCUGCCCAGAAGCAGCUGCGAGCAGCAGCAGCAGCAGCUGCUGCUGCUGUGGCGGCAGCAACCGAAAAGGUGCUGCUGCUGCAGACGGCGCAUGCAGAGGCUGAGGAGCUCGCAGCAGCAGCAGCAGCAGCAGCAGCAGCAGAGGCGGAGGCCAAGUCCAUUGAUUCGAAGCUGCGCGCAGCAGCAGGCCCGCAGCUGACAGCCUCAAGCAGCAGCAGCAGCAGCGAAGUGCAGCAGCAGCUGCAGCAGCUGGAGGCGCAGAUUGCUCAGGCUUUUGCUGAAAGAGAAGCAGCGCAGCAGCAGCAGCAGCUGCUGCGGCAGCAGCAGCUAGGCCGGCAGCAGCAGCUGCUGCAGCUGACAGCCGUGCUCGCAGAGCAGCAGCGCAUGCUGCAGCAGAUCAAAGAGGAGCAGCAGCAGCAGCAACAGCAGAAGCAGCAGCUCCAGGCAACCGAAGCAGCACUGCCUGGGCAGCAGCAGCUGCUGCAUGCGACGCGGCAGCAGCUGCAGCAGCUGCAGCAGCAGCAGCGACAGGCCGAGCAGCAAGCGGAAGCUCAGCAAAGGCAAAUGGAGUCUGCUACUUCUCAGCUAGAAUCGAUUGCUUCAUCACUCGAGGAGCAGCAGCAGCGGCUAGGAGAGGCUGAAGCUGCUGUUUCUGCUGCAGCAGCGUCAGCAAGCGGCGCGAGGCUGCAGCAGCUGCGGCAGCAGCAGCAGCAGCUGAGUGCAGCACUGCAGCAGGAGCAGCAGCAGCAGGAGCAGCUGAAUGCAGCGUUCGACAAGGGGCAGCAGCUGCUGCAGCAGGUAAAGGACAGCAUAGAAGUGAAGCGGCAGCAGCAGCAGCUGCAGCAGCAGCAAGCAGCAGCAGAGGCCCAGCGUCGCGCGCUGCAGCAGACGCUGCAGCAGGGCCUGGCAGCGUUGGUGCAGCAGCUGGGCGCUGCAGCAGCAGCAGCAGCAGCCGAAGCAGCAGCAGCUGCUGCUGCUGCAGCUCAGCAGCAGCAGCAGCUCACAGCAGCAACCGUGGAGGCGCUGGUUGAGGCCCUUCGCAGAGACACAGCAGCAGCAGCAGCAGCACUGGCGGAGCAGCGGGGAGCAGCAGCAGCAAGAGAAGAAAGGAAGCAGCAGCUGCAGCGGGAACUCAACAGCGCAACCUACAGGCAAAUAGAAGACAGAUACGUAGAGGCACUGGCGGACUGCGAGGCGGAGCGGCUGGCAGUGGAGGACUUGGACAAAUACCACAAGGCCCUCGACAGGGCCCUCAUGAACUACCACGCUGCCAAGAUCGAGGCGAUAAACGAAUCCUUGAAAGAACUUUGGCAAACACUUUAUGCCGGAACGGAUAUUGAUAGUAUUGCAAUUCGGUCAUCUGUAGCUGCAGCAGAGGACUCUGCUGCAGCAGCAGCAGCAGCAGCAUAUGGGGGCCUAGCAGCAGGAGAACGUUCUUACAACUACAGAGUUGUGAUGAAAACUCCUAAUGGAAAAGAAAUCGACAUGAGAGGCCGUUGUUCUGCGGCAAAUUUGAAUGCCAAGAAGCAGCAGCAACGCGAGAAGAAAAGAAACGAAAAGAAGCUUCGAAAAGAAGCUUCGAAAAGAGUCCAAAAGAUGCAAAAAGUCGAAAAAGAAGUUGCGGUGGCUGCAGGACAAAAAGUGCUGGCGAGCCUGGCGGUGCGGCUGGCGCUCGCCGACAGUUUUGGGGUGUCUUGCCAGCUGCUGGCCCUCGACGAGCCCACCACGAACUUGGAUUCUUUCAAUUGCGAAAGCCUGGCGCGGGCGCUGUCGCGUUUGGUGCGUUCGCGGGCCGGCAGCAGCAGCUUCCAGCUGCUGCUGAUUACCCACGACGAAAACUUCGUCCAGAAACUUUUCCGAGAAGGACUUUUUCAAAAGUGCGUCAAAGUCCGCAGAGACAACACCGGACGCAGCAGACUCUCCGCAGCCACGCUCCACCUCUAG